Messenger RNA from Cynoglossus semilaevis (tongue sole), 915 nucleotides. Its product is annotated as anaphase-promoting complex subunit 7-like. Bases 29 to 862 code for a protein of 277 amino acids. The record is from RefSeq and is a predicted model, not a curated record. Gene Ontology annotation, cellular component: anaphase-promoting complex. NCBI's taxonomy places the organism in Eukaryota, Metazoa, Chordata, Actinopteri, Pleuronectiformes, Cynoglossidae. Gene Ontology annotation, biological process: cell division; positive regulation of mitotic metaphase/anaphase transition; protein ubiquitination. Gene Ontology annotation, molecular function: protein binding. The transcript has 6 exons.
ACGAUCGGACGUUAACGUGACCUCAAAAAUGAAUGUAAUCGACCACGUACGGGACAUGGCUGCUGCAGGCCUCCACUCUAAUGUUCGGGUACUGAGCAGUUUGCUGCUGACGAUGAGUAACAACAAUCCGGAGUUGUUCUCUCCAGCUCAGAAGUACCAGCUGUUGGUUUACCACGCUGAUGCCAUUUUCCAUGACAAAGAAUAUCGCAACGCUGCGUGCAAAUACAGUAUGGCACUGCAACAGAAAAAAGUACUCAGUAAAACAUCUAAAGUUCGUACUUCUACUGGUGGAGCAGCAUCUAACAUUCAGGCACAGAAUUUGCCAUCAGAAAUUGAGGUCAAAUACAAGAUAGCUGAAUGCUACACCAUCUUAAAAUUGGACAAAGAUGCCAUUGCUGUGCUCGAUGGGAUUCCAUCCAGACAGAGGACUCCGAAAAUCAACAUGAUAUUAGCUAACCUCUACAGGAAAGCUGGUCAGGAACGUUCUGCUGUGACCAGUUAUAAAGAGGUUCUCAGACAGUGUCCACUUGCCCUGGACGCCAUCAUUGGUCUCCUGUCUCUGUCGGUCAAGGGAGCUGAAGUGGCGUCCAUGACGCUGGAUGUGAUCCAGAGCAUCCCUAACCUGGACUGGCUCUCUGUUUGGAUCAAAGCUUAUGCCUUUAUACACACAGGAGACAAUCAAAGAGCCAUCAACACUAUUUGCUCUUUGGAGAAGAAGUCUCUCCUGCGGGACAACGUUGACCUGCUGGUGAGCCUGGCAGACGUGUACUUUAGAGCAGGGGACACAAAAAAUGCCAUCCUCAAGUUUGAGCAAGCUCAGAUGCUGGAUCCAUACCUUAUCAAGGGUAUUUUUUUCUAUUAAUGUUCUUCAUUUUAAUGCCAUCCAUCCAUCCAUCCAUCUUCAACCGCUUAUCC